AUGCCCGCCGACUACCACUCGACAGCGCAGGCGCUGGCGCUCCCCAUCUCGCCGGUCGGCACGUCGUCGCCGUCGCCGAGCUCGACCCCGGGGCCCCGGCCGCCGUGGGUGCGCGACCGGCCGUCGACCAACGCGCGGCGGCUGUCGACUCCGUACUCGCGGUCGGCGUCGUCGGGCUCGCUGCCGCUGGGCGCGCGGAUCCUGCGGACGUCGGCCGACGUCGCCAACACGGUGCUGCGCGUGUUCCUGCGCCUGACGCCGCUGCAGCGCGCGCUGGCCGUGGGCGCGGGCCUGGCGGGCCUCGUGCUGCUGGUCGUGUUCCUGGUCUACUCGCACGGCAUCUUCGCGGCGCUGGAGCCCAUCGCCAAGGGCUGGCGCGACCUGCCGGGCGGCUGGGUCCUCGUGUGGCUCAUGACGUUCGCCACGGCGUUCCCGCCCAUGAUCGGCUACAGCACCUGCAUCACGAUCGCGGGCUUCGUCUUCGGUUUCCCCGGCGGCUGGCCCAUCGUGGCGACGGCGACCGUGGCCGGGUCCGGCGUUGCCUUCCUCACCAGCCGCACCGUCUUCUCCAAGUACGUCCACGCCCUGGUCGGCACGGACAAGCGCUUCGUGGCCCUGGGCCACGUACUGCGACACGACGGCCUGCUGGUCCUGGCCGGAAUCCGGUUCUGCCCCCUACCGUACAGUCUGAGCAACGGGUUCCUGGCCACCAUCCCUAACAUCAGCCCCGUGAGCUUUGCCCUGGCCACGGCGUUGGCGACGCCCAAGCUGCUGGUCCACGUCUUCAUCGGCAGCAGGCUCGCGGAGCUGGCGGAGAGGGGAGACGAGAUGACGGCCGGAGACAAAGCGAUUAACUAUAUCAGCAUGUUGCUGGGGGCUCUCCUGGGCAUGGCCAUCGGCCUCGUCAUCUACAAGAGGACGAUGGCGAGAGCCAGCGAGCUAGCCAGGGAGGAGGCAGCCGAGAAUGGGGGCAUGCUCGGUCCGGACGACGAGGUGGACUACGAGGAUCUCGAGGAGGGCGUCCUGAACCGCAGCCCAUCGCGGCAGGCGGAAGCCGACGCGGCGGCGUUGAUGGAUGAUGAUGACAUAUCGCUGUGGGAAACAGAUGGCAUUGACGACGGGUACAGAGACGAGGAUGAGCUAGCAGAUCUGCAGGACAACGGUGCUAAGAAGUCUGCGACAUAA
Neoarthrinium moseri is the source of this 1185-nucleotide messenger RNA. RefSeq lists its product as uncharacterized. The transcript has a single exon. Gene Ontology annotation, biological process: vesicle-mediated transport; mitotic spindle elongation. The record is from RefSeq and is a predicted model, not a curated record. Gene Ontology annotation, cellular component: Golgi membrane. Bases 1 to 1185 code for a protein of 394 amino acids. Lineage: Eukaryota; Fungi; Ascomycota; Sordariomycetes; Amphisphaeriales; Apiosporaceae.